AUGCUCGGAGAUAGAAAAACCCAAACAACCCGCCUACUAAUUGCAAUCCUUGUGCUACUAACGGCCUUACCACAGUGGGUGGUGCCGGCUGCUCACAUGGGGCUGCUUAAAGCAACAUGGCAACCACUUUGCGCGUUGACAAAAGAACUUGACGAAGUCCCAGGAGAAGCGUUACAGGAGGUAAUGGCCAUACUCAGCAAGGCUUCAGAACUCGAAAAGGAGGCAAUGAUGCUCAAAAUAUACUCGGCACUGACAGAAUCAGAAAGCGAAGCUAAAAAGGCGACAACGGUAGCGGCUCACAUGCGGAGAUUAGCACACUCCCAAAGGCAAUACUUCAUGACAAUAGAUGCACAAAAAUUUCUCGCAGCCAGCAAAGCGAGCGCAUAUGCAAAGGGACGACUAGACGAGUUCCUUCAAGUGGCCGGUUCGAUGAAAGACAGCAGCAACCGCGGGUGUUUAUUAGCGGGUAGUAACCAAAACGGCCUAAAACUUACUGACGGCGCACUCGACGGCGUCCAGUGCAAAAACAGUGCGAGCCAGGUAGCCGCUACCACCAGAGCUACCAAGACGAUAACAGCAGCCGGCAUAUCGGGCCCAAUCCACGGGCAGGAAAGCAGCAACAGGAUCCAGCACAGCGCCAACGAAUGCAGGCUAUUCGGCAAAACGCACGCCAACGGUCUCGGGCACACGGCAGCACUAGAAAACCCAAAGCUGGUAUGGGCCGGGGGCUACAUCACAAUCGAUACAAGCAGCGGAGACGACGGCAAGGUCACACUAACACAACUAACACCAGCAGGGACACAGACGAGACCGGAAGCCAAACCUUGGCAGGACUGCAUAGAAGCAGUAGGGGCUAUGCCGACAGCUGGCUCACCAGCGUACACCAAUGACACAGCUGUUCUGGCGACAUCCGAAAGCGCAGCCGACCUAUUCGGCCGCGUACAGAAAAAUAUAGAGGACGGGACACUGAGCAACACAAAGACAGAAAUAACGGCAAUGUUCGGCGACCAACCAGAGGUUCAAGUAAAUAAAUUGCUAAGCAACGCAGCGAAUUAUCAACUAAAAGAAAAAAUCGGUGGCAAAAAUAAAGGCACUAAGCUGAAUGAGAUCGGCACAGCUGCUGAGCUAGAAGCGGUCCUGGCAGCCGUGGACAUAAAACUUAUAGAAACACGAUCAAAAUUGAUAAAACAACUUAACGAAGAAAAGCAGAAAAAGGGGGGAGAUGAUACCACAAAAACAAGCGAAACAGAUGAAACUUGCCAAGCAAAAGGAACAGGAGAUAAAUGCACUUCCCCAUGCAAGGAGGUCGAAGAAGGCGGCAAAAAGAAGUGCACAUUGGAUAAGGAAGCUAAACAAACAGCAGAAGGAGCAGCAAAACAAGAAGGGAAAGAUGGAAAAACUGUAGAUUGCAGUAAACUUUACACACAAGAGAAAUGUGAAAAAGCCAAUGAAGGCCAAGCCACAAAAGUUUGUGGAUGGAAGGGAGAAAAUACUGAUGGAUCUGACAAAUCCGGUUAUAAAUGCCGAAACGGUAGUUUUCUAGUAAAAAAACAAUUCGCCCUCAGCGUGGUUUCUGCUGCAUUUGUGGGCUUCAUAGAAUUUAAGAGCUCGAAGGAUAAUACGAAUUUUCGCUUAAUUUUUUGA
Molecule: messenger RNA, 1644 nt
Organism: Trypanosoma brucei brucei TREU927
Lineage: Eukaryota; Euglenozoa; Kinetoplastea; Trypanosomatida; Trypanosomatidae
Product: variant surface glycoprotein (VSG, atypical), putative
Exons: 1
Coding region: 1-1644 (547 amino acids)
Biological process (GO): symbiont-mediated evasion of host immune response
Source: RefSeq, a predicted model, not a curated record